Molecule: messenger RNA, 186 nt
Organism: Durusdinium trenchii
Lineage: Eukaryota; Dinophyceae; Suessiales; Symbiodiniaceae
Source: the annotation of a GenBank genome assembly
AUGCACAACCCCCUCAAUUUGCCUUGCGAGUUUGCGAGAAGUGUGUUAGCCGCAAUGCUGGAAACGGCUACAACCCGCUUGGAGCCCUCCAACAGACAGCGAGAAAUGCUGCUGAGGCAGGUUGGCCAGCCCCAAGGGUUGAAUGGGGCAAGUGCACAGGUGGAUGUGAUUAUGGUCCAAACGUGA